GCCGGACCAGGGAACGUACAUUUUUUUGGUUUGUUUUUGGGACUACGCUCUGAACUCCAGCUGCCACAUUCUGUCACUGUUUUCCUUCAGUCUGUUAACUUCCCUCUUCCUCCUCCUGGCUUCUCCUCUCGCAAACAUCUGGACCCACGUUCCUCCUCAUACGGAUCCGUUUCAUGUGAGAGUUCCUUCCUCCUGCUCAUCAGUCCGUGACGUUUCUGUUUGUCCUGAGCCGUGAACCGGAGCCAUGCUGGUCAUCUUAGCCUUCAUCAUCCUCUUCCACCUGGCUGCAGCCAUCCUGCUCUUCGUCGCCACCAUUCACAACGCGUGGUGGGUGGUGUCAAAACCAGGACAGGACGUCAUCUACUCUGACCUGUGGUACUCCUGUAACUCCACCUGCGUCUCCGUGAAGAACAGCCACAGCAGAGACGCAGCGUAUCUGCAGGCCGUCCAGGCCACCAUGAUCCUGGCCAUCAUCUUAUGCUGCGUCAGCUUCUUCGUCUUCAUCCUUCAGCUGUUCAGGAUCAAACAAGGAGAGCGAUUCAUCUUCACCGCCGUCAUCCAGCUCCUGGCCUCUCUAUGCGUGAUGGUUGCAGCGUCCAUCUACACGGCUCAGAACGACAGCUUCCACGAGUCCGACCUAAAGAAGGGCAACUACGGCUCCUCCUUCAUCCUGGCCUGGAUCAGCUUCCCCAUGACCCUCAUCAGCGGCAGCAUGUACCUGGUGCUCAGGAAGCGUAAAUAGAGGAGGAAACUCAAACACACGAACAGGAAGUUGGACACAAAAGAACAAUUUUUCCUCGACAAACACACAAUCUCUGUCUCAGCUUUUAGGUCUUAGAAGGAAGUCCACCCCACAUCUCAUGUCAAGUCCCAGCUUCAGAUCCAGAAAACACAUUUUCAUUUCAUCCUGGUUCUUACUGAAUGAGACGCAGUAGCGGUUUGAUGUUGGUUUGGUGUCUCUUAGAGAAUGUAAUUCUUUUAUAUUUCCCACGUAAAGUGCAGCCAGCUCGUCAAUGACAGGAGCUAAGGUGACGUCUGUGUUCAGGUGUGAGAGGAAGAUGUCAGUGAAUAGUUGAUGUGCUGCUUGGAAGAAGUUCUCUGCUGCAUUGAUUAGGAUCACAACCUUCGUACCGUAUGAAGACUCGUGUGGAGGUUUGUCUGCCUGGGACGCAGCAGCUGGACGUUUCAACAGGGUCCACUCUUUUUAUUUCUCGUGAAGCUUUAGUCAACUGAAUUUACUUUGUACAUAUUUGCUGUGUUUGUAUAGUUGAGGUAAAACUCGGAUAAUAAAAGUCUAUAUAUUAAAAAAGAAUCUCAUGUUAACUGUAGCGUACAGGAAGUGUAGUAAAGUAGAAUCAUUUGUAGGAUUUUAAUAUUCUUCUGUUAGUGACUCGUGCUUUAACGUGGAACCAAUGACGUUGCUGUGAUGUUUGGGAUUUAAAACGUCUGAAGAGAAACAUGCAAACUUGAAAAAUGAAUGAACAUUUCUUUGUUGUUUUGUUCACGACUUCAGUGAAACAGAGACUAAAGUUAUUUAUUGUUUCAAACCACUGUUUUCUUUGUAGUGAUGUAGGAACUGGUGAAGUUUUGACACAGUUUUCUCUCCUGUUUGGUCGAUUAAUGGAACAAAAUGCAUUUAACACCGAAGGGUUUGGUUCCGUUUUCUACCAGAAUCCUUCCACGUGAUUUAUCCCUAACUACAGUGUUUUGGGCUUUAGAGUUGGAUGAAGCUGCAGGGACUGAAAACAUUUCACGGAAAGAAUUUUGUCUUGGACUCUUUGGCUGCUUCAGAGAUGAAGUUUGUCCCUUAGAGCCUGAAAACCGAGCUCCACAGUCGUGAAGAACGAGGGAAAACUGAUGCAAGUGAAGUGUCUUUGCUCUGAUAUCUGAAGUUGAUACUUGAAAAUUAACAAAAACACAUUUGAGGCCAAGAUUGUCCUGUUUGUUACUCAUUCAUUCUGUUGUUUCAUGAACUGAUUAUACGCCUCCUGUUAGAAAGCAUGAUUUCAUCUUUCAGUAAAUCCCUGGACGUAUCCUGAGGGAACAUGUUCGUCUCUGUAUUAAAGUUUCCUUUAAAGCUGCAGACAAACAUGAUUCCUCCCGGGGCCGAACCGCCAAAGCAUUUCAAGUCUUAGAAGCCAAAACUUUAUUUAAGGGGAUUUUAUUUUAUUUUCUUUGCAGUUCAACUAUUUCUUAUUCCUGAUGAAGUAUUAAUUCCUCACUGAUUGAGUCUCAUGUUGCUCUGUCUUCUUCUACCAAUGUGUUAAGAACUUAAAUUAAACCUUUCAUUUUAUUGCAUGAGUUUUUUUGUUGUUAGUUUUGAUAAAUUCCUCUUUGUUUCUGUCCGUUAAUGUUUUAGGUUAAUAAAAUGACAUUGUUCUAUU
Mugil cephalus (flathead mullet) is the source of this 2384-nucleotide messenger RNA. It is a transcript of the gene emp2, whose product is annotated as epithelial membrane protein 2. The coding region runs from base 245 to 742 and encodes 165 amino acids. Gene Ontology annotation, cellular component: plasma membrane. The record is from RefSeq and is a predicted model, not a curated record. NCBI's taxonomy places the organism in Eukaryota, Metazoa, Chordata, Actinopteri, Mugiliformes, Mugilidae. The transcript has 5 exons.